AUGGGUCAGCACAAAAGUAAAUCGGCUAGGCCCAAUGACAUAAACGGCAAUAACACCACCGUGUCAAGUAAACCGAAGAAGGCCAACAAGAAGCUGACAAUGGAGGAUUUGGAAGAACUAGAGGGCAAAACAUACUGUAAGCGUUACUUUUUUUAUACUAAAAUGUCAUGUGAAAACGUAUAUUAUCCUUUAGAAACUAUAUUUAUGUCAAAUAUGAAUCAUAUUUGUUGAAAGGGUGUCGUCAGAGUAAGAAUGUUUACGUCAAGAACAACAUUCUUUUUUGUAUAUUACCUGCACUAUAAACAAACACAUUUUAGUCACAAAGAAAGAACUUAGAAAGUGGUACAAAGACUUUGUCAGAGACUGUCCUAGUGGCGAGCUCAAGCUGGAAGAGUUCCAGAACAUCUACAAGCAGUUCUUUCCCAACGGAGAUCCCUCCAAGUUCGCUGCAUUUGUGUUUAAUGUGUUUGAUGACAACAGAGUAAGUGGACCUGCUAAUGUAGUGCUCUUACUCGCCAAACUUGUGCAUUUUAAAACUUUAAUGCCUUGAGCAAGACUUGGUAAUGUUUGUUGUCUUGAAUACUAUAUAAGUGUCAUUACUCGUAUACUACGUAACACUUCAGGAUGGUCACAUUUCAUUUAAAGAGUUCAUUGCCGCCCUAUCCAUCACGUCCAGAGGAACGUUGGACGAGAAACUAGAUUGUAAGUUGUCCCUAAUCCCUUCCCAUCUAUAUUAAUAUUAUUACCCUGAUGUUAUUGUCUUUCAGGGGCUUUUUCGUUGUACGACGUAGACAAAGACGGCUUCAUAACAAAAGAAGAGAUGGCUAAUAUUGUGGACGCCAUCUAUUCGAUGAUAGGAAACAUGUUAGAGCUGCCCAAAGACGAGGACACCCCACAGAAGCGAGUGGAGAAGAUUUUCUCAAAUAUGGAUUUGGUAAGAAACUUUCAAAUUCAAAGUAAAUGAUUAAACACAUCAUCAUAAAUGGUCUUGAAGUAAAGAAUUCACAAUUAUCUGUAGAGUAGUGAAAUUAUGAUGACACUUAAUAAUCUCAUUGUAAUAUUAUAGAAGAGUAUUGUUCCCCUUGAAGAGACUAGGGGACUAUUAAGUACCGUUAAUCUGUUUUCAGAAUUUCGACGGGAAACUGACACGUGAAGAGUUCAAACAAGGCAGUAAAAAUGACCCCUGGAUUGUCCAGGCCCUCACGAUGGAUAUGAGUGGUGGAGCCGACGCCGAGAAAUAA
Bursaphelenchus okinawaensis is the source of this 1241-nucleotide messenger RNA. NCBI's taxonomy places the organism in Eukaryota, Metazoa, Nematoda, Chromadorea, Rhabditida, Aphelenchoididae. The record is from the annotation of a GenBank genome assembly.